Messenger RNA from Knipowitschia caucasica, 2775 nucleotides. NCBI's taxonomy places the organism in Eukaryota, Metazoa, Chordata, Actinopteri, Gobiiformes, Gobiidae. The record is from the annotation of a GenBank genome assembly.
AUGUCAAACCUGAAGAAUCCUCCCCCUCCAGAGUUUGUGAACCCAAAGAAACCUGGGCGGGUGACAAACCAGCUACAGUAUUUGGACAGAGUUGUAAUGAAGGCAUUAUGGAGCCAUCAGUUUUCAUGGCCCUUUCGGAAGCCAGUCGACGCUGUGGCACUACAAAUACCAGACUAUUAUAAAAUCAUCACAAAUCCAAUGGACUUGGGAACCAUCAAGAAACGUCUUCAGAAUAAGUAUUAUUGGAAAGCACUGGAAUGUUUACAAGACUUUAACAACAUGUUUUCGAAUUGCUACAUGUACAAUCGGCCAGGAGAUGAUAUUGUUUUUAUGGCUCAAACUCUGGAAAAGCUCUUUUUGCAAAAACUAUCCGACAUGCCUAAAGACGAGAGUGAUGUUAAUGAACAUAUUGGAAAUGGUGCUAUUAAACAGAAGAACUCCAACUGCAGGGGUGAUGCUAAGCACAAAGUAUCAAUGUCAGAGUUUGCACUGCAACAGGCGAUAACGACUAUUCCUCCUGAGGGAUCUCAGAAUCAUACUCCUUACAAGAUCCCUAAAACCCCGGAGGCUACCGUGCCUAAUAGUCUGAAAAGAAAAGCGGAGGCAGCAGAGCCAUCAGCUCUACCCAAGGCUGAUGGAUUCUUUUCAGGCAAACCAUCCACAGCUUGUCCGUUGAGGAAAGGCAGUGGCAGACCCAUCAAACCUCCCAAAAAAGACUUGCCAUCCUCUGAUGUCAAAAAGGGUCGAUUAUCUGACCAGCUUCGUUGCUGUAAUGACAUCUUGAAGGAGCUCCUCUCAAAAAGGCACUAUGCCUAUGCCUGGCCUUUCUACACCCCUGUGGAUGCUAUGGUUUUGGGCCUUCAUGACUAUCAUGAAGUCAUUAAGCAACCCAUGGAUCUGGGAACUGUACGGAAAAGAAUGGAUGAACGACACUAUGGUAAUGCCAAAGAGUUUGCUGCAGACAUAAGACUUAUGUUUUCUAACUGCUACAAAUACAACCAGCCAUCAGAUGAGGUGGUAUCCAUGGCCAGAAAGCUCCAGGAGGUUUUUGAAGCACGAUAUGCUAAAAUCCCAGUGGAUUCUGAAAAAAUAGUGGUUCCUAUUCCAAAGAAUUUGGAGAAGGAAAAGGCGAACAAAGUUGUAAGUCACCCGAGCUCAGAGAGUUCAGACAGCGGGACUUCUUCAGAGACUGAGAAAUCCACUGAGGAUGUUGCUGCACAGCUUGCAAACUUGGAGGCGUGGUUAAAAGACAUGAGUGAACAUUUGAGAAGAAUGAAGUCGAAAAAGGAAAAGUUAAAAAAAGACAAAAAAUCAAAGAUGAUUUCCAAAUUGAAACACAAAUCAUCAAAGUACAAGUCUUUGUUGGAACAAAUGAAAAACAAGAAGUCUUUAAAAUACUUGAAAUAUGAGGAUGAAUUAUCAAGGCAAAUGUCUUACCAAGAAAAGAAGGAGCUCAAGCUUGAUAUUAGCCGGUUGCCUGGGGGUCGACUGGCAAAGCUUGUGAAGAUUAUACACAGUAGAGAGGCCUGUCUCCGAGAAUCCACUCUUGAGGAGAUCGAGGUUGACUUUGAUGUUCUCAAGAACUCGACCCUGAGAGAGCUACGGAAGUAUGUCUCUUCAUGUCUGAAGAAAGAAAAUCUUAAAAAAAAGCAAUACAGACCUCCAGAACAGAGUCAGACAGGCAUUUCUAAAGAUGUCUGGAAAUCCAAAGUUUCUCCCAAAGAUCAGGCUGUUUUACACAAAAAGCCUUUCGCCGCCAAAUCAUUGCCCUUGCAGCUUCUUCCUGCACCGAUCCUCAGCGCGAGCAGCAGCAGUGAGUCUGACUCUGAGAGCUCAGACUCUGGAUCAGUAUGUGUUAAACACCAGGUAGUUACAACCUUUUUGUAUGCCUUUUUAGUGUCACCAACAAAGAAAAGGAGCAAGAAAAGAUCAAUACAGUCAAAUGGCCACUGUGCACACAUUGGCAAACAAACCUCUGGACCUGAAGACCUGAGCACCAGACCGAUCAGGCCAUACCAGAUACCCUGUGUGCAAUCCUCUGUAGCAGAGAGUAAACGACCACUGACCGACUGCAACAGUAAUGAGCUGCCCAUGGCUCCCCCAGAUUUAUCUGCACUUUUAUCACCAAUGGUUUCUCCGGGGAUCAUCCUGGACACCAGAUUUGAGCCACAGCCUGUGCUGUCCCCUCUGAGUGACAGUCCAGUGCAGAUGAAGGAUGAGAGCAUAUCCAAUUUCAGACAUUCUGAUGAUUUCACUUUGACCAAUACAAGUAAAACUUUGGAUGAAGACAAAUGCCAACUCCCUAAAAAGGACAUUGUUUUGAGAAACGCAGAGUCUUGGGCAAAAGUAGUGAAGGCGUCUGUCACACCAGUCCCGAUCAAGUCUUCGAUGGAGAGUUUUCAGCAGUUUAGGAAGGCAGCGAUGGAGAAAGAGGAACGAGAAAAGGAGUCAAAGAAAAAACAUAUGGGCAAAGAAAUCAACCAAAACAGUUUCUCAUGGCCAAUUAAAAGUGAAAGGCGUCAGUCUCCCGAAAAACCUUACUCUCCGCAAGGAUUUCGAUUAGACCCACUCGCUGAAAUCCUAAAGGAAGCUGUGAUUCAGAAGCCCCUGUCUCCUCUGGAACUGCAGGAUGUUCCAUCGCCCUCUCCGGUGGAUAAGGACCGAGAAACCGCCCGCCGCAGGGAACAGGAGCGCCGCAGGAGAGAAGCGAUGUGUGGUAUUGACAUGUCGAUGCAGAGGGACAUCAUGACUAGCUUUGAGCUCAACUUGGACUAA